Molecule: messenger RNA, 884 nt
Organism: Moneuplotes crassus
Lineage: Eukaryota; Ciliophora; Spirotrichea; Euplotida; Euplotidae
Source: the annotation of a GenBank genome assembly
GAAUAAAUUAACAAUCUUCGCACUUGUGAUGAUCCUGGCCUUUGCCUCGGCUAUGAGAUUCCAAAUUAGGCAAGGAAACGGACAAGGAAAUGGACCAGGAAAUGGACAAGGAAAUGCUUUUGGACUUGCAAAUGGUAAUGGACAAGGAAAUGGAUUUGGAUUAGCAAACAAUGCUGCCCCAUCCGACGAUGCUACCCCAGCUGAUGACACAGCUACUCCACCAGCUGACGAUACUGCUGCUCCUCCAGCUGAUGAUACUGCAACUCCACCUGCAGAUGAUACUACUGCUCCUCCAGCUGACGAUACUGCUACCCCACCAGCCGACGAUACCGCAGCUCCUCCAGCUGACGAUACCGCAGCUCCUCCAGCUGACGAUACCGCAGCUCCUCCAGCUGAUGACACCACAGCUCCUCCUGCCGACGAUACCGCAGCUCCUCCUGCUGAUGACACCGCAGCCCCUCCAGCUGAUGACACCGCUGCACCACCAGCCGAUGACACUGCAGCUCCUCCAGCAGAUGAUGCUGGUGAUGAUGCUGAAGCAGAAGAUCCAUGCCUUAUUAAUGACAACACUAUCAGCGGUAGCUACAAUGUAUUCUGCCUCUAUGAAGAUGGAUCAUCCUAUGAAUACAACUGGACUGAUUACGGAGACAACAUCUUCUAUGAUGAAGAAUGCCAAGUAGAUACUUUAGGAGAGGAAUGCUGCAACACCAACUACUACUUCGCUGAUGAUGUCGAUCCAAUCUGGACCGUAGAGAACACCUGCACUGACCUCACAAUGAGAGAUGACUUCAGCACCCCAUUGGCUUCCCAGGUAGAAUAAAUGACCAAGCUGAGCACAUGGAUACAGUUCUUUAGCUAAGAGAGAACUUAAUCUAAUAAAUUGC